This is a messenger RNA of Ricinus communis (castor bean), 1169 nucleotides long. RefSeq names its product F-box protein SKIP27. The transcript has 4 exons. Lineage: Eukaryota; Viridiplantae; Streptophyta; Magnoliopsida; Malpighiales; Euphorbiaceae. The record is from RefSeq and is a predicted model, not a curated record. The coding region runs from base 213 to 812 and encodes 199 amino acids.
AUCUUUCCACACUAUAAAAGCGCCACUUUAGAUUUUUAAAGCAAAACUGAAAAUUCUAUAUCCUUCAAAAACGGUUUUGUCUCAAUUUUCGCCACUUCAAAAGCAUUUUACCUUAACACGAACUCUUCUCUCAACUGUUAAUUUAGGGUUUUAUAUUAAGAUUUAAAAGAAAAAAUUGUUAUUGGAAAUUCAAUUUUUUUUAUUUUUCCGAAAUGGCAUUGGGAAAGAGAAGCAAUUCAAUGAAGUUAAACCGUGCUGGAGUUGACAGUGAUGAGGCAUUCAAAAGACUGGGUUGUGUCCGAUAUACACGAAGUUUCGGAAGGAAGAGGAUUGUGAUUUCAAAUGCUGUAGAUUUAUUGACUUUGGAUUCGCCAAUUAAAACUCCAUUGAAAAGGCUUUGUAGUUUAGAGCCUGAGAAUCCAAUCAAAACUCCGUUGAAAAGACUUUGUAGUUUAGAGCCCGAAAAAUCUACACUUGAAACCUUGCCUCAGGAUAUUCUGGUUAGGGUUCUCUGCUGUGUUAAUCAUGAUGACUUGAAACAGCUUUUCCAUGUAUCUACAGCAAUAAGAGAAGCUACUUUGGUUGCAAGGAAAUUGCAUUUUGCCUACAGCACACCAAGAAAGAUCCCUGCUUUUCGAACUCCUAUUGCUUCUACUGAGAAUCCAACUGAAUUUGACGAGUUCGAAGCCCCGAAUGCUCCAAAGGUAUCACGGUGUUACAAGUCGCGAUUAAACAGGAAGAAUCUGAUGGACAUAUCGGUGGCAUUAUUUGCUUCCCCAAGGAAGGGACUGUUCAUGGAAACAGAGGUGUGAGAGCAGAGCUGGGUCAUGUAUAUAACACUGAUUUGUUUUUGGUUUGUUGUAGAUAGAAGAAGAUGAAGAUGAAAAAAAAUGGGAAAACUGGAGAUUUGAUUAUAUCAGGUCUCGUUUUGGGUAGGUUUAUGUUCAUGGCAAGAAUCUUUACAAGCCAAAUUUUUAUUUUAUUCUUCAACGCCUUCCAUUGAAGAUAUAGGGGAUUGGCUUGUUUGUAUCUUUCUUAGUGUGCACAUGGGUAGUGAAACAUAUUUAUUCAAGGGCAAUCCCUGCCCUUCUCGUUCGAUAAAUGUACAUUUGCAUAUGCUUUGUGCUUCAUAUAAUGAAUAAAAAUUCCUCGUUAAUUUCUCUGCUUUA